UCCGAGGCUGCUGUGUCACUGGAAGGGUCUGCUGGGAUGCUGCGAUAGGAGGAGGCACCUGCGCUUUUUCCUGCUGCAAACCCCAUCUUUCAGGCUCCUGACUUUUUCCCAGCAAGUUUGAGCAUCUUUAAGGAUGGAGUCCCUUCCGGAGCCCCUGCUGGUCCAAAUUCUGGCUUACCUUCCCGCGGUCGAGCUGCUCUUGGUGUGUCGCCUCGUCUGUUCCCAGUGGAAGAACCUGAUCGAUGGAGCCACCCUCUGGUUGCUGAAAUGCCAGCAGGAGGGACUUGUUGGGGAAGAUGCGGCAGAGGAAGGCGCUGAGAACUGGCAGAUGCUCUACUUUCUGCAUCGGAGGAAGCGGAAUUUAAUCAAAAACCCAGACGGCGAAGAGGGCCUUGAACACUGGGUGGACGUGGAAAACGGAGGCGAUGGCUGGAAAAUAGAGGAUCUGCCUGGAGAUUUUGGGAAAGAAUUUCCCAGCGACGAGGUCCACAAAUAUUUUGUCUCAUCUUUUGACUGGUGCAAUAAGUCGCAAGUCAUUGAUCUCCGGGCUGAGGGUUACUGGGAAGAGAUCAUGGACACCAUCCAGCCCAAAAUUGUGGUCAGAGACUGGUAUGCAGCCCGGUGUGACGCCGGCUGCCUCUACAACUUGAAAGUGCAGCUGCUGUCGGAGACGGAGGAGGUGGUGGCUGAAUUUGCGAGCGACACCAUUGCCGUCCCGCAAGACAACGAGGGCGAAUGGACUGAGAUCACCCACACUUUUGCCGACUACGGUCCCGGGGUUCGCUUUGUCCGUUUUGAGCACGGCGGUCAGGAUACGGUCUUUUGGAAAGGCUGGUACGGAGCUCGGGUGACCCAUAGCAGCAUGACCAUAGAGCCUUAGUGGUGGACUUGGGGAGCACUGGAGCUGGUUCAGGCAUGCGCAUCACACCGUCCCUCACCAAGGCGAGAGGGAAUUUUUUGCAUGGUUUUCCUCCGGGCUGAAUUAAGUAUCAUGAUAUAUCAGGUAUGGGGAACCUUUGGACCUCCAGAAGUUGCUGAACCACAACUCGCAUGUGGGGAGAGUGCUCUUGUGCUCAGAUCCUCCUUGCAGGCUUCCUGUUGGGGCAUCUUGUUGCCUACUGUGAGAACAGGGUGCCCCCUCUUGGCCUGAUCCAGCAAGAUCUUCUUGCGUUGAUGUGAAGGAGGAGAGGUGUAACUCAGGGAUAGCCAAUGUGGUGCCCUCUUGAUCUUCUCCCACCAGCCCAUACCACAUGGCCAAUUGGUCAGGGAUUGAUGGGCGUUGGGAAUUCAUCGCAUCUGAGAGCACCAUGUUGGCUGCCUCUGGGAUCACCUAUUGAAUUUGGCAACAGGACUUGAGAACCACAGUUUUUUUAAAAAAAGAAAUCAAUAAUUUUGCCCUUGCUCAGAUUUCGCACAGGAAAAAAAAAUCAAAACGACAACAAACCCAAACCUGAACAAACAAGAUUCAGCAAAAUCAAUUGUCCAAAACACCGCUUGCAUUUCAAAUUAGCCCUGGGUUUUAGCUUGCCUGCAGUGGGCCCAGUCCAGUUCAGGGUUCAGCUAAAGCUGGUGCACAACCUUCGUGUUGUAAAUACCUGCCUGGACCAGGGCCUUGUUAUGGAAAUAUGUGUAUGCAGAGAUCCUCAGCGCUCUGAGCUGCCUGUGUGCCAGUGUGUGUAUUUACCUAAGCAGCAAACUUUUACCCUGCGUUUAGAUCACUGAGACUUAAGACUUAGUCAAAUAAGAAAUGCUACUUUAUUGAUAGAAAUACUUAGUAGAUAGGAAAGGCAUACCUUGUUCUAACUAAGUUGGGGGUGCAAUGCCCAGACAUGGGUAUGGCCCUCAUGGCUCAGGAGAGACAGCAGAGACAAAGAUGUCUCCUCUCUCCUUGGACAGUCGAAGAGGAAGGAGGGGCAGAUCAGCUUCCCUGAGCAUAUCAGUUUACAACGGAAGGAAGUCACGUAAAGAAGAGCACAGGUCAAGGCAGGCAAGCCUAGCCAGCCGGAGGACCGAAACUCUAUCUUCCUUCUGGAAUACAAACGAAAGAACCCAAACAGGAGUUGCUCUUGCCUCACUUACAAAAGGCCUGGCUGAGCGUCCAGAAGAGAUGGAGCCUCCAGCUCACCUGCGGUGACCCUCUCAUGUUUCAGCGCAAGGCCGUGGAAUCUGUGGCCCUUCAGCUGUUACUGGACUCCCAGCUCUUAUCUAUCCCAGUCAUCGUGGUUGAUUUUAAGGAUGAUUGAAAUUGUCGUCCCGUGACAUUGCGGGAGCCACAGGUUCCCCAUACUUACUUCAAUGUUUUGUGACACCAAAGGUCAAAAUCAAACGCUGCCUUCUCCUCCCGUUAGCAAAGUGCUUCCAAGAUCAUGUCUGAAAGGGGUGUGUGUGCACUCGUAUGGCCUGCCCUGCUCACUGACAGCCCUGGCGGAGGGUGGCAUGAAAUAAAUAGCCAUUGUCUUCUUUACCUCUCACUAAACUAGUACGAUGGUUCAGCACCACACUGUCUUUCCUCCCUUCGGUGUAGGCUCCCGGGAUGGGUUGCACAACUGUGCAUGUAAA
Messenger RNA from Rhineura floridana, 2559 nucleotides. Its product is annotated as F-box only protein 2-like. The record is from RefSeq and is a predicted model, not a curated record. Gene Ontology annotation, cellular component: SCF ubiquitin ligase complex; cytoplasm. The transcript has 6 exons. Gene Ontology annotation, molecular function: ubiquitin protein ligase activity; protein binding. The coding region runs from base 134 to 880 and encodes 248 amino acids. Gene Ontology annotation, biological process: SCF-dependent proteasomal ubiquitin-dependent protein catabolic process; glycoprotein catabolic process. Lineage: Eukaryota; Metazoa; Chordata; Lepidosauria; Squamata; Rhineuridae.